Brenthis ino (lesser marbled fritillary) is the source of this 774-nucleotide messenger RNA. The record is from the annotation of a GenBank genome assembly. Lineage: Eukaryota; Metazoa; Arthropoda; Insecta; Lepidoptera; Nymphalidae.
AUGAAAGAAGAAGAAAAUUGCCCUAAUAAAAUAGAACCUUACAAAGGAAAAGGCAAAGGGAAUGGAAAAAAAACUAAAACAUCCUAUUUGGAAGCAAAAGAAAUACAAGAAAAAGAAAAUCUCGAGAAUAAUAUAGAAAACAAUGAGAUUAAAGGAAAAGAUAUGGAGGGAAUAACAAAAAAAUCAAGUUUGAAAAGAAUAGAAACAGAAGACAAGGACAAUAAUGAUAACAACAAAGAAUGGAAAGAAGAGUUUCACAUAAACGAAGAACAAGAAAAAUACCGAUUAACAAGGCAGGAAAAUUACGAUUACAACACGAAUUACGACAAUUAUGAUAAUAAUAUUGGUCAGGUAAAUUACGAUAACGUCACGGUUUACGAAAAUUAUCAUAAUAAUAUGGAACAACAAAAUUAUAACAGUAUUACGGAAACGGAAAACUACAAUAAUAUCUUACAAGAAUUAAAAUGCGGAAUACCUAAUGAUAACAUAAACAGUCUGCCCAUUCUCUUUUUUGACAGCAUAUGUGAAGAGCUCACGAUCAAUACUGAAAAACCUGCUGAUGAUAAUACUAUUAUGGAGAAUAAAGUAAAAAUAAUAUCGAAUGAGCUAGUGAAUGACGAUCAGUAUAACAAAAAAUACAGAUCACCUAUUAUAAAAAAGUACAAGACUGUAGCGGUAAAAGAUCUCAUUAAAUUGCCAAAGAAAAACCAUACAAAUAAUUACUACAAUAAUAGUGACAAAAUAUUAAAAGUUUUAGAAGAGGAUGAUGACAUG